AUGAUUCAAAUCAAAGACGGAGAAAUAUACUCUCUUCUCAUUCUUUAAAUUUUAAACAUAUUUAAAAGAUUCGAAAUUUUAAUUAUUAAUAAUAUAUUUAUGUGAUUAGCUAUUUAUAAUAACUCUAAAUCAAUGUACAUUAAAAAUAAUACAAUCACAUUUUUAAAGUUUACAGUUUUGUUAUUGACAAAUAAAAAUAUAUAGAAAACUUGAAAAUAGAUUUUUGACUAGUUUCCAAAAAUAAUGUUUCAAAACAGAGAAAAUUUUACUUAAAAUAAAUAAAUAACUAUACAGCUUUCUCAUAAACAAACAUUUAUUUAACCAACAAAAACGCCACCACAUAUAACAAAAAAAUCACAUAUAACAAGCAAGCCAACCAUACAAUCUCAAGUAUAAUAAGAAAUGUGAUAUUUCAACGAAACAUAAUAUGCCAUCGUUAAUAUUUUUUUCAAAACAAAUGACACAUUAAAAUUAUAAUGCAACAAAUUUAGAAAAGAGUGACACGUUAUUGAGUUUUUUAUACAUCUUUGUAUGUAAUAAAUUAUCUAUCUUUUUACAAGGCUCCUUAAAUCUGGGGCAAUUUUGGAAUUCAAUAAAUAGUGAAAGGAUAUAUAUAAGGUCUCCAUGUCGUUAUCUUUUGUAAUCAAAACAAACAUUUAACCAACCGAAAAUCAAAAUCCGAAGCUAAAAACAGAUACAUGAUCAGAUAAUCAAACAAAAAAUAGAAGAUAUAUGAAAAUGGCGUCUUUACUCAGACAAGAAGAAGAAGAAGAACAUCACUGUUCUUUGUCAAGACUCUCCGUCUGUUGUAACUACGACGGCGAUGAUGCCGACGGAGAACCGUCUGAUUCCGACGUAAAGCUUGUCAGCGGAGGAGAGAAGAUGGAGCAGGAGCAGCUUGAGUUUUCAGAUUCCGACAACGGAUCAACGGGUUGUCUGUCGCUUCCGGCGACUCCUCCGAGACUGAGACGGCGGCAGGGAGGAACGGUGAGUUCGCCGGUCUCCGGCGAUAAAGCAUACGCGAGCGAGAACGAAGCGCGAAAGGAAAAACAUGGGAGUAAUAACAAUCAGAGGAGGAGGAGGAGGAGGAGACUGCGACCGGAGUAUCCGCCGUGGGUGGACAGCAUGCGGCGGAGCUACGUUGAUGAACAGAGCGGUUACGGCGGAGGAGUGGUGGUGGUGACGAGGCCUAUAGGAGGAGGAAGGCCACUGUGUAUGGAUUUAGGGGAAGUCAAAGCUUGUCAGGAUUUAGGAUUUGAGAUUGAACCGGGUCAGGUCUCGUAUACCGGGUCAACGAUGGAUACUAGUAGUGGCGGCAACUCUCCUAUCUCCUCUAACCACCGUAUCUCCAGUCCCGGGGAUGAUCCAAAAGAAGUGAAAGCGAGGCUCAAGGCGUGGGCUCACGCUGUGGCUUUUGUGUCUACUACCCAUCAUCAUCAACCUCCUAAUUCUCUAUGAUCUUCAUACAAUUUUCUCUUUUUCAUCACAUUAUUCACACUUGCAUGCAUAAACUUUGUGUUUUACAGCUCUGUUUUUCUGUCUUUGUGUAUUUGACGAUGAGUUUUGGCAAUUGAUAUGGUCUCAUACGCCAAAAGAAUAGAGUAUACAAGUAUAACUACUAAAGUUUGUGGAUUGAUUUCUACAUAAUUAUUGUAAUAUCUCAACAAUGUAAAUUAAUAUGAAAUAAAAAAAAUUUUGGAGAAAGAAUAAAUAGGAAAUAUUAAGAUUUCUAAAAUUGAACUCAAUUGUAUAAUGCUUCAAGAAUCAGUUUUACUGCCAAAGCAGAAAUAUAAAUAACCUCUAACAUACUUUGUGCGUAUAUGAGAGGACUCAGAGGAGUUACGAAGAAACGGAUACUGGUUCUUGACUUCUUGAAGCAAUAGAUCACGGCAAUGAAAGGUAGCUCCAAGCUUGAUACAAUACAAGCCAAGAAAGCGCCGAACAGUUUAGGUGAAAGCAAUCCGCUUCAUCGGGAGGUAGUGGUAGUGUGAGACUGUGAGUCAAUGUUUCAACAUGGUUGCUCCUAACCACGGAAAUCAUUUCUGGUAACUGCGAAUUCCGCUUACACUGUUUUAUAAAUUAUAUAUACUAAAUUUGACGGCGCAUGCAAAGUUGUCUGAUACGUGGGGAUGCGACACCCAUAAACUCAUCUGCCAAGACAUGUAACUUCGGCUCGGUUAGCAAUUUAUUCAUAGUAUUGGGCCACAAAAAAUCAACACAAAAAGUGGUCAUAAAUUUAUCAGAAAUUGCUAUUUAUUUUUGACCACUGAUCCAAUUUGGCCCGAAGGGAGAGGCACUGUAAUGUAUAAUUUGGGAAAGCAUAAGGUCAUCCAACUUAAACGCAUAUCGACACUAAAAUUACUAAAAAACGAGAUCUGGGGCCCGAUGGAUGUACUGCAAGUUUUUGGCACGACUCUUGGACUGAUUUGGGGCCAUUGAUCUUGGCUUUGGGCGCUAGAGGUCCACGAGAUCUUCGGAUCAACUGUGAAGCUCCGGUUAUCAGAGCAGUGGUAGAUGGAAACUGGUUUCUUCCUUCAGCAAGAUCUGAAGAGGCAGUGACUUUGCAGAUUGUGCUCUCAACCAUGGCCCCACCUCACUCGGAUAGGGGUGAUGACAAGUAUCUUUGGCGUAAUGGAGCUGAUCAUUUCGUUCCAAAGUUUUCAUCUAAAGCAACAUGGCAUCGUAUCAGAGAGAGAGCUCCUGAGGUCCCUUGGUGGGAUCUGAUAUGGUUUAAAGAAGAGAUUCCAAGAUGUUCCUUUGUAGCUUGGAUGGCAGUACUCUCCAGACUACCUACAAAAGAUAGAUUGUCCUCGUGGGGCAUGAAUGUCUCUACGCUUUGCGUCAUGUGCUCUUCUGGACAGGAAUCCCAUCAGCACUUAUUCUUUUUGUGCCCAUAUGUCUCAGCUGUCUGGUCUCACUUCUCUGGAAGCGCUUGGCAAGCUGCUCCGUUGUCUAUGCUUGAUGUUGCUGAUAUCAUCGCUGUCUAUCCUCAGUUGCGAGUGGUGAUUAAAUUGUUGAUGCAGGUUAUUGUUUACUGCAUCUGGCGGGAGAGGAAUUCUCGCAUUUUCAAGCAGGUUGCCACUUCAGAAGCAGGGGUGAUCUCGCGUGUUGAUAGGCUGAUCAGGGAUCGGCUCCUCUCCAUCUCUCCUUCAGGACCACAGUCUCCGUCGCUGCUCCAGCUAUUCUUCUCCCUCACCUUUCGGCCUCCUUAGCUUUGUUAUAUUUCCUUCUUUGUUCUUGCUUUCCUCUUUUGUAAUAAGUGGAUCUCCACAACCUUAAAAAACAUAAAAGCCUGGUAUAAAUCUUAACAUUUACACACAAAAAAAAAAAAAAAAUUACUAAAAAACAGGACAUAUGUGAAAAAUCGGUUUGUUGUAUACUCGAAGACAUGGCAAACUUUCAGUUUCUAGACAGUGACACCAGUGUGUUUUGGUAGGAACACACAGGAAGAUUCUUUAUGUGCAAUCGAUGUGAAACGUUAUAAAUGGCAUUUCCUCAGAUAGUCGUAACUUGACUAACCUUAUAAUUAUGGUAUUCUAGAACUUCUUAAAAAUGUGACUAACCCAAUUUAUAUAUUUAGUGAUUUGUAUUAUAGUUGUUACAUUAUCAUCUACAUUUUAAUUCACAUGAUUUACAUUGUUGUAAAAUAAUAAAUUAGUUACUUUCCAAAUUCAGAUUCAAUAUUGUUGCAUAUUGAUUUAAUUUUCUGUUUCAUAAAGCAAACACUGUAGAAUUAACGGCUUUACAUUAACAGUAGAAACCAACAAUAAUUGAAUAUAUGCUAGCUAAGUUGUAAUAUGUAAGAAUUGAUUAUUUAAGCUUAUAUUCCCAAGUUCAAUGCAUCUUCCACUCAUAAAGUAACAUUAAAAAAUAUAAAGAAUUUAAUAAGAAAACAAAUAAGGCUCAAAACUAGAUAUUAUAAUCAUUGUUAUAGUAGAUAAAAAUGUAUAGCCGGUGUUUUGUUGUAGUGGCAUUCUUGUAUAAUUUUGAGUUCAAAUCCACAUAGUCAUAUUGCUGGCAAUAGAAAAGGGCAAAUUUGAAAAAACGGUAAAAAACAUUAAUGUUUUGGUUAGGCAAUGUAUUUUCCGGAUUAAAUUAGAACUAUAUGCUACUAUAGUUUUUUUUUUGAUCAAAUGCUACUAUAGUUUUGUUUUGUUUUUUUUUUUUGUUAAACGUUAGAUCCCAUAGUUAAUAGUUGGCAUCUACCUACAGGCCGUCAUCAUUUGUCUUAUAUAUACCUAUAUAUUAUAUGUAAACCAACUUCCUUUCAAUUAAGAAAUAUUUAGUCUUGAGAUCUUCAAAAGCAUCUGAGAGCUUUGACAACUAGACGAAGAGAAAAUGUCCAUUAGAGCUCAAGAUCAAACCCUUGAAGCCUUUUGCUCAUCUUUUCAAGAUCCUGAGAUCCAAAAUCACGACUAAACUUUUAGCUCUCCUGCUUUAUGCUCUAUUUCUCGAAAGCUUUGCUUCAGAUGAGAUCGGGUUUGUUUUUAUAGACCAUAUAAUAUACAUCUCUAUAUGCUUAUGUUUAGGUAAAACUCAUUCGUUGUUCUUUUAUCAGAAAUCAUCCAAUGAUAUUAAUAAAGAUUUUCUUCUUGAAGAUCAUUAGCACAAGUUAAAUAAACUUUGUUUGAGGAUCAUCAAUCUAAAACACAUCCAAUAUGUUUUCCCAACAUCACUUGGAUCUAGAAAUAUUAUUAUUUUGUUUGAUGAUGGCAAUAUAUCCAAUGAAAGUUUAGUGAAGUAUAAUAAUUUGUAGUGGGUAAAGAAUAUUGGCACUGUUGACAAAAAUUAAGAGAAUUUUGGAUUUUUAAUUAUAAUGUUAUAUUAGGAGAUUAAUGUAUCACUUCAAAAAUGUUAAACAGAUACAGCAUAAAUGUAUUACUUCAAAAAUGUUCAAAAACACAACAGAUAAAUCAUGAUCCAUGUAUAAUGAAAUUAUUAAUACUCAUACAAACUUUUAAAGUAACAAAAUACAACUUCGAUUUUACAAGAUUGCAGAAUAAACUUCUAUCUACUUAAAAAUCAUCAUUUUAACUUUCU
Molecule: messenger RNA, 5040 nt
Organism: Brassica rapa (field mustard)
Lineage: Eukaryota; Viridiplantae; Streptophyta; Magnoliopsida; Brassicales; Brassicaceae
Source: RefSeq, a predicted model, not a curated record